ACGGGACGGGACGGGGCCGGGCGACACCGGGCCGGGCAAAGCCGCAAGGCAACGGGGACGGGCUGCACCGGGCCGGGCUCCGCACCGCCGCCAUGCAGAUGACCUUCUACUUCUCGGACACGGUGGUGCUGCUCUUUGACUUCUGGAGCGUCCACAGCCCCACAGGGAUGGCCCUCUCGGUGGUGGUGGUCCUGCUGCUCUCCAUGCUUUACGAGGCCGUCAAGAUGGGGAAGGCCGUGCUGCUGCGGCGGGCGCUGCUGGCUCUGCCCCACAGCCUCAGCCGGGAGGAGCUGGUGGAGCCGGAUGACGGGGACACCAGCCCCACAGAGGGCAGGUGGUUUCGGUACCACGUUGGGCAGACGCUGUUCCACGUGGUACAGGUGGUGCUGGGCUACAUGGUGAUGCUGGCCGUCAUGUCCUACAACGCCUGGAUCUUCCUGGGGGCCAUCGCGGGCUCCACUCUGGGCUACUUCGUGGUGUACCCCCUGCUCGGUCGGGGCUAGGUGACACCCCCCGGCCAUCCUCCCCGGCAUGGUGGCCUUCACACCUCCCUCCACUUGGUCUGGAAUAGCUGCUGUCACUUCUGCUGGGUCUGUCCUUGUCCCCGUGCUGUGCAGGACACAGCAACCCCGGGGACCUGCUGCGGGGACCCCCUCAGAGCUGGGG
Calidris pugnax (ruff) is the source of this 666-nucleotide messenger RNA. It is a transcript of the gene SLC31A2, whose product is annotated as solute carrier family 31 (copper transporter), member 2. The transcript is spliced from 4 exons. The record is from RefSeq and is a predicted model, not a curated record. Gene Ontology annotation, molecular function: copper ion transmembrane transporter activity. The coding region runs from base 93 to 503 and encodes 136 amino acids. Gene Ontology annotation, cellular component: membrane. NCBI's taxonomy places the organism in Eukaryota, Metazoa, Chordata, Aves, Charadriiformes, Scolopacidae. Gene Ontology annotation, biological process: copper ion transmembrane transport.